Messenger RNA from Prunus armeniaca (apricot), 549 nucleotides. The record is from the annotation of a GenBank genome assembly. Lineage: Eukaryota; Viridiplantae; Streptophyta; Magnoliopsida; Rosales; Rosaceae.
AUGGAUCAAAUUGAUCCUUGCAUUCAUGAUGAGCUUGCAUUGUUUGUUAAGAAAUAUAGAAGGGCUGUCAAAGAUAAAACCAAAGUCACUAGGAAUUGUCAAAAUCUUCCUAAUUCGUCUAUAUGUGUGUCUCAAGACAAUGUUUUUAAGGAGAGGAAUUUUUUGAACUCUUAUGGCUUUAGGGAGGACAAAAGUUUAAAGGGUCUUGUAAAGUGCUAUCUAUGUGGCAGUGUUAGUCACAUUGAUGUGGAAUGUGCAAAUAACCACAUGACAGAGUCUAAUGAGAGAGAAAAGUCAAUUAGUGCACAAUGGAGUGAUAGUGGUAGUGAUGAUUCCAACAACUAUAUCACUUCAUCUUAUGAAGAGUUAAGAAAAAAUGUGUGUCCGGAGAUGAUAGAUAGGACGACCAGUCAUAUAGGGAACAAGAUGACCAAUCAUACAAAGAAGAGGAUCACCAGUCAUACAGGGAACUAUGUGAAAAGUAUGAUAUGCUUUUCAAUGAAACCUGUCAUUUCAAAGAACAUAUCACAUGAUGGAAGAAAAGGUUAA